AGUCAGGCAGCAGCUCGGACACCUCAAAGCGGAUAAGUCCGCUCAGACCUCCAUGGAUGGAUGUAGCCUGUUGGUACGAAGCUGAGCGGUUAGCCGGAUUUUAGCACACAAACAGGUAAGAUUAAGAGCGAAUUUGUCCAAUGUAGGAAAUGAUAUGUACAUAUAAGACAAAAACACAACUAUGUGAAUAUAAAUUAGCGUGUGUCUCUUAAAAACUAACUCAUUAAAAGCCUUUUGAUUGUGUGCUAGCAACCGAAGCUAACGGCUACUUAUGCUAGUAGCUGGUCAGGGAGUGUCCCAGUGACAGCUGACAGACCCAAAUAUCCACCAGUAAAAGCUUAAUUUUCACAAUAGUUAUACUCCUAUGUUACAUUUACGUUAAAAAGCGACCAAUAAUCUUAGUCAGCACUAUCACUGCUCCUUCAUUGAUCCUCUGGUGUUAAUAACUGAAGCGACGGGGAUCCGGAUAUUCACUCCUAAUGGGAUAACAAGGCCAAUUUAUUCUCGUUUAAAUGAAUUAAUCACAAAUCCAGAUCAUCUGUUGCUGAUUGUUUCAUCCAAUUUUGUUAAUCUGUCGAAAGAAAAUGUCAUGUCAAACGGCAGCCACACCCAAGCUAGGUUUUAGGAUACUACUUAAUGGAUAUAUAAGCAAAACAUAACUAUAAUUUCACAUUUUUAGAUAAACAGCUGCUUCUAUUGUUCAUAAAUGACUGAUAUAUUAUUCUGUGAUAGGAGGCAGAGGGAUGUCUUUGGUCAGUUGUUUCCUGGCUUUGAACUCACUAGAUGGCACCAGAUUACAGAUAAAGCUUUUAUAUCUAGUCAUAAAGAUUUAAUACUCGUCUGUUUUAUGCAAGUACAGUCAAAAUUAGGGUCGUUUGUGUGAAUUAGUGACUCUGGUUUGAUGCACGUUGAGGUGGAUUAUAGUAACGAACAGGAGUAACCCCCCUUCUUUCCAUGGAUGACCUAUUUUCCAGCAAGAGAUCAGGCUGAAUAUCAUUAACAUGCCUAGAGGACAGGCCCAACAUAAUUGGAUAACAUGUACAGCCAGUUUAGGCAAAAAUAACUCUUAAAUACAAGUUCAUCUUACUAUGACUGAGUGAAUGAAUGAACAGUUAAUAUACCAAGUGCAGGAUGAAACAGUGAAAUGUAAGUCAUCCUGUUUCUUCAAUAUUGAUCAAUGUACAAAGUAAGAUCCUAAAACCGGAACAGUAGCUCCUGACAGACAUUUCCUGAUCACCAUAAUUGCAGAAAAAGUUUCAGUUAAGCUAUUGAAAUAUACAAAUUUGACUUUUAAAAGCUAUGCUGUAUAUUUGAGCAUGAACUAUUUAAGGAUUGACAUAAAUGUUAUCAGAAACAUAACUAAUCAUGCAACUCUUUGAACUUGUAUAUAUUUUUUAGCUUAACUCAUUCCUUUGUUCCCUUUUGGAGAUGUGUUCGCUCUCAUUUUCUGUAUUGUUUUCCCAUAGAGAAGCCACAUGGCAUCUAAUUUGGCAAAAGUCACACUUUUUUUUUCUCUCAAAAUGUUGGAAUUUAAACCCAUCUUUACACUGUACAGCACUAUACAGAGGUCUACAGUGGUCUGUUUUGUCCAAACAAUCACAAUUGACUCAUUUGGCUUGAAGUGGUCACAUUUAAACUUCCCUCAACAGUGACUUUUGAUCGUACAGUCCCUGCAGCAUAAAGUCAUACAGUGUCUACAACACGUAUUCAACUUGCAGGCCAGGCUUCAAAUUUGUAGGUUUUACUAUUUUCCAGCAGAUGGUGCUAUUUACCCACUUUAGUCUCCAGGACUGAAAGCAAUAGAGUUUAGAGAAUUAGUCCAGUGAGUGUCGCUAACAUUGGCAGAGUGAGCACCACCAGCUAUUGGUCCUUCUUGCAGGUUAAUGUCAGUAUUAUCUCUCCUCUGGUUUCACGUUCUUCUGGUCAGGUUGUUACAUGGAUUUCCCGUGAGGAACUUUUGCUUUGUGUGAAUUUUGAUGCCCCCUGAGGAUGAUGAGGUGAUCUUUGCCGACUUUGUCCUGUACAUGUGUAGUUGGUAUUUCGUGACCAAAAUCUAAACCUGCUGUCUUUCUACAGUUAGAUUUAUCGCUUGUUAAGAGCCUGUGCCACUGAAAAAGCUGUAAAAAGCUCCCUUAAUUUUGACACUUCCCUCUGUCAAUCAUUUCAGACAUUAAAAAUAAUCAACCAGAUCCAGUCUCUCCCCUGUUGAUGGUCUGGUUUGCUGUCAUUCAGAGAGAUCGGUGUUGAUUUGAGUCUGUUUCAUGACCACACAGGAGCUUUAACAGUGUCAGAAAACUGCUUGUUCUUUGGCCUUAAGUCACAUCCUCACUUUUCAAUCUAAAAUAAUUGAUUAAUAAUGACUCCAUAUAAAGAAAAACAACCUUAUUAAACAGGUUGAUUUCUAAUAAGAGAAAUAAAGUGCUCUUCUUCUUGUGACGUACUUCAGAUAUCUUUACCUUGAGGACUCCUGACGAGGCAGUUUCAGCCAUGAUUCAGCGAUUUACGAGCUAUCUCUGUCAAGUCUUGAUAAAUACAUGCACCAGGAAUAAGAAAGACAUGCUCAUCCUUACCUCUGUCCUCGUGACAUUGGUUCGUCCCUCCUGGACCUGCGGACACUUUGAGAUGCAGGCAGCGUGUCUGUAACGCUCUGAGAGUGUCACCUCUGUUUCUGGAACAGCUCUGUGCUCUCUCUCUCUCACAGCAGCAGACAGCGUUUUGUUAAGCCGCUGGUUCCGCCUCUUUUCCCCAUUGUUCCCAUUGCUGUAAAGAGGCAGCUCUUUGAUUAUUUUUGGCUGUCUGCUGGCUGUCUCCUCUUUAUAUAUUUUUUUCCUCUGUGAGAGAUAAGCCCCCCUCUUCCUUUUUUUUAAAUACAGCACCCCCUUUUUACUUCUGCCUUUGUCAUUUACAUAAAAGGGUGCAAAGACACUGCAGAGGUUUAUUUUGUGGCUCUGAAAUCCCUCAACUGUGUUCAACUCUCCCAUGUCUGCUGUACUUUGCAUAAAAAACUGAAUCUCAGGAAGAAUAUAUAGUUUGUGUCCUGGCCCAUGUUUGUUUUCCAAAGCUUGAGUAAUGAAUAAUUUGUUUGGGGUGAAGUGAUGUCUCUCUCCGUGUCCUGAGGCUCGGUUUCUUCUGUUGCAGACUCUAAAAUGCAUACUUUUCCAGCAUCUGUGGAAGGAAACUGAGCUUUUCCACUGAAACCCUGCAGCGCUCGCUCCUAUUGCAAAAAGAUGACAACACAGAAAUAGAGGAGUGAGUCAAAAAAAAAAAGUCCCAGGCAUGCAGUUAGCUGAUAAAAGCUGAUAAAGGAGAGUUAAUCCUCGCUAUGUGAUGGGCCACAGCAUCAGGCCGGGCGCUAAUGCAAUCUGCUGGCUCCUGCUUCCAGUGUGAGCUGCAUUAUCGUGCAUCACCUGGGCCUUUUGUGUUCACUAACAAUGAAACAGAUUGAGUUGAACUGGCUCACCCCCCCUUUUCCCCACUCUGGUUCAGAAAUUGCCUACUGCUGGUGGUUUUUGUUUUUAAAUUUGGAGGCUGGAUGGGUUGUUUUUCUCACAGCUUUCAAGCUUUUGGCACGAGGAAGAAGCUGAAUUUGACAGCUAUCUGACAGACUGCACUGCAGAAUUUGGGAUACAUCACUCUCACCUCUUUUACUGCAGAAGGGAAUAAUAACUCAGAACUGUAGAAUUUGGUACAAGGUGUUUUAGAGAAGAAAUACAGCCGAAGUGUGUUUUUCGAUGUGGCAUCAGAUACGCACCGAUUAUGAAAAUCCAACCAAAAAAAGAUGCUAGCUUGAAGUUAGCUUAUUUAAGGCAAGUGCAGGGCUUGACACUAACUUUUUUCAGAAGGAGCACAUGUGCCCCUAAAGGUCCUGACACACCGGCAAAUAUACAAUGCGAAAUUAUGAAAAUAUUCAGAGGUGAAUUUUGACGUGCCUGACUGUACAUAUCAAGCGCAAUACGAUUUUGCAACACCGCUCCACAGCUUUGCUUUUUUCACGGCUAAUCAAAAGCAAGGUUGAGGCGUCGUUACCAAAACUAUCAUCGGGCUUCAAAACAUCUCUUCAGAAACCAAAGCAUGACAUCGUCAAGACUGCAUCCAUGCCUGUGAGUUCAGGUUAAGGUUUUUCAACACAAAGAGACCCGCUGAUUAAACCCUCCAGUCUCUGUGUCUCUCUGAAAAGACAUUCAAAGAAUUGACCCCAAUUUUCAUCAGCAAAUCCUCAACUCUAAAGGUUCUCCCCUCCUUUCUUUCAUGCCCCUUGGUUCCUCUUUUCCCCCUCUUUUCAGGAGGACAUCAGCUUUCUUGAUAAUGCUUUGCUUGGAGGAAGGAAGCCUGAUCUUUGACGUGCAAACCCCAGACUGCAUGCUAUCUGGCUGUAUUGGUUUUAUUUCCUUUAGACAAAAGGCUGUUAUGUUUGUCCACUGUAAUCCAAUUAGAGUCCAAAGUUCAUCGUCAUUCUCCCAACUUUGUUAUCAAGGAAGCCUCAUCUUAAAGCUCAUAUGGGGAAGAAAAUUGAAGUUUUUCUUUGUUUAUUUGUCUUAUGAGGACUUAAAUUUCUCCCAAACAAACCCUAGAGCAGUUCUGAUCAAUCCCAAAACAACCCUUGAUUCCUGCGUACUGCCAAAAAGCGUAGACAUUCAUGGGAAUCGUGACAGUCAGGUCCAUUUUGAGCAACUUUUUAGGAGCGUAUUUGCAGGCUUUAGGACCCAGCACCUCGCUGAGUCCGGGCCUAAACCUCCCCUCCUCCUGCAGGAGUCAGCACAGACACUCACUCUGCAGCAGCCGCGCAGUGCUGCCGCUCAGCUGAUGCACUCGCAGCAGAGCAAGCCCUCUCCUCUUUUUCUUUUGCUGUUUUCCUCUUUCAAUCGGAGGGCUUUGAUCGGCAACAUCUGCCCCUUUAAACUUCCACCUCCAGCUAAAAUCUAUCCCGCCGGCUCUCGUCUGGGAGCAGAAUCACGGAGGAGACGUAGGGAGUUUGUUGGAGCUCAAGCUGUGUUUCGAGGACCAGGAGAGGGAUGGUGUGAUUCUGUAAAGAGACAGAGAGGAAGAGGGAGACGCUCCAGCAGCAUCACUGUACUCCCCCACCUCCUCACCUCUUUUUCAAACCCCUCUUCUGUCUGUCUGGCUGACGCUCUCCUCAUCAUUAAACACUCCUUCAGAGGAGACAGGGAGCUUUUCAGGGCGACUAAGAAACAUGUCACAAACCAGGAGAAGCACAUACACGAGGGUGAGUGAGCGCAGAUGUUUACAUCCCGGGAUUGUCUUUUUAAAUGGGCCAGACUGUGGUGUUUAACUUCGCCCUCAUCUGCGGGCUUUUGUUCCUCCUCUGACUGAACCAUUAGUUUCGCUCUGUCAUCUUCUUCUUGUCGAUUUUUACUUUGAAAAGAAGGGUCUCGAAUCCUUUUAACGCUGCGUCCCUCUCGGAGUUCUGGUCUCUUUGUUUGCCUCAGAUGCCCCUCAGGGUUGUACGAUGCUCCUGCUCUGAUGUUCAGGUUUCAGGUUCCAUUUGAUUUAGGUUGUGUUUAAUGGUUUGUCAUUGGGGAUGUGCUCUCUAGUGGUCUAGUAAUCUGACUUUAUCGUUUUGUAUCACAUCGGAUUGCAUCAUAUUGUAUCGGAUUGUGCUGUAUGUGCUGUAUCGUGUUGUCUCAUACUGUAUCAUAGCGUCUCAGGCUCUAGGGUAUGAUAUUAUAUUAUGUGUUGAAGUAUGGUGUAAUGAUAUACUAGGGGUGGGUGAUAAACCGAAAAUUUACUGAUGCCGAAUUUUACGACAAUAACCAACGUUGUUUUGCCCAUGUCAAUAUAUUCGAUGUCAAAAAAAUAAAUAAAAGUUGGUUUUGGAUGUGUGUAGGUAGGCCAGGGUUUCCCCGACAUGCAAUUGAUCGCAUCGCACCGCCACGGCUAAAUAAAAAAAGUUUUUAUCUCACAUAGUUCUACCUUGGACUCAUGUAUCAGCAGUGUUUCCCCUACAUUGUUGAGCAGCGGCGCACUGCUGCUGCUGAAUUACGUGCGCCGCUAUUGAAAUUUCAAAUGAUCAUUAAUAUCAAUGCGCCACUAAUGAUUCUACUCGCACAACAACACACAAUAUUAUUUCCGACUUGUUUUGAGUCUUCAACGAGCGCAUCAAAUUCUGUCGGACCCUCUUCUAUCAAUGCAGCAUGAAUGAUUUCUACUUGCACUGUGUGAGCACGACAACACAGGACGUUAUUUUUGACUUGUUUUUAGUCUUCAACCAGCGCGUCAAAUCAUGUCGGACCCUCUUCCACUAAUGUAAAAGGUAACGUUUAAGCUUAUACACGGUCUGUAUAGCAAGACAGUGGGGGUAACGACUCCCCUCAACACACACACCACCAUAGCUGAAAAAAUUCUAGAGGAAACACUGUAGGCCAUGGAUUCAUGUCCCUUUAAGACGCUGUCAGAGACGUGACUCCACCCCAUCCAGUCCGUAACAAAGAGGGAAAGACAGGUGAGGAGAUGGAGGACGGUUCAAACGUUGUAGCGGUUGAAGUAGACAAAGUUAAUGUGGGAGGGGGUAAUCAGCUUGUGGAGUAGUUAUCGUCAAUUUAUCGUUAUCAAGGUGAAUUGCUCAGUAUAUCGUGAUAUUGAUUUGAGGACAUAUCGCCCAGCCCUAUAAAAUAUAUUGUCUUGUAUCACAUCAAUAUAAAACGUGUGGUUCAGUGGCAGAGUUGGUUAGCUCUCAAUCAUGAGGUCGGGGUUGCAUCCCAGGUCCUGUUGUCCACAUUCUGGAGUAUCUUUGGGCAAGACACUUAACCCACAGACUGCCCCUGAUGAUGUGCCAUCAGUGUGUAAAUGUGAUAUGUAAAUACUGAUGCCACUAGUGUAGAGACCUGUCAUGUAAAGACACCUUGAGUUGUCAGAAGACUUGGAAAACGUGCUAAAUUGCUUUUAAAAUCACCAAAACUAUUGAUCAGUUCUUUCAGUGUUUAGCAGUUCAUUCUCUUUAAAUCAAUGAACUGAUGUAGUAUUUCAUUUGUAAUGAAGAUAACAUGCACAGAAUGCCUUUUGUUUUCUGGACUGGAGGCACAAUUCAGGAGCCAGGAACCUUCCUGUUUGUCAUCCGUCUCUGAGUCAGUCGGCUUUCCGGUCACCAGGAGGGAUGACAUCAGUGCUGAGGACGGUCCAGCUUCUCUGUUCUGUUCCUCUGAUAACAGAAAACCUCGUACAUGUGGAGUAAAAAAAACAGAUCUGGUUCUUUAUAAUAGAUAAUGUGGUUAACUUAUUUGGCUAAAACAAAACAGUACCAUCUCUGGGCUAACAGGUCCCCUCAGGGCCUCUAUUAGUGCGUUACAGCGCUGCAAAUGAGGCGAUAUCAGUGUUUAUAUCUUUUUUUUGGCUUGGCCGUUUGCGUGAGGAGCAUACUUGUGUUUUAAGAGUAGAGUGGCACUAAAUAAUUCACCGCGUCCUCCUCGGGUCCUCUGUCUACAGCACACGACAAACAGGUCAGACCAGCAGUAACCCAACAACACUGGAGACCAUCCACAAGUCUGUUCGCUGGAGUGAGGCAGCGUUUUUAUGACCCUACAUAAGACUGGGGGUGUAAACAACAGGGGAUGUCUGAUUGUAGCUAGCUGACAGGUACAUCUGAGCACCAUGCUCCUUCUCCUGUAUGAAUCUAAAAUGAUUUAAGGGCUUUAAAUAGACUAGAGCUUGAAUAACAGAUCUGAGGGUUUGACUGUGAUGAAAAAGAGAAAAAAGACUCAAGUAUGCAUUUACUGCACAUUAGCAGUUAAAUUCGUCCGCCUCUACAAUGGUCAUGAUGAAUUAUAAGGUAGGUUCAUUAGAUUUUAAGUAAUCAGGGGAAUUCAGAGCUGGCAUCAAAGCAUCUACAUACUGAAUAUAUUAUCAGGGAUGUUCAUAAAAAAGCAAUCUCUCCAGACGUUGCCAUGCAAGAAGUGAGACAGUGGAAAUGAACGGUGACCAGAAGUGAGUCCUGAACACUCGGAUAUCUUCUGCUGUUUUAACCUUCAAAAACAACCCAAAUGAAACUGUUUCCUGUGUAGAAAAUGAGUGUCUGCUUCCUCAUUAUUGUGGCUGGAGAUAUUUUUCUUUAACUACAGUGACGUCUUCUAGAAACUAAACCCGCAGUGAGCUGUAAGCGGUUCAGAGGAGCUCUUAAGAAGUCACAUCUUAAGCUUAGGUUUUUCUACACGAUCCAUGAAUCCUGAAUCGUUAAAAUUCUUGGAGUGAUUUUACACGGGGGCCACGAUGACAUGAGAUGGAGCAUGAAAACAAAACCCUCUUUAUAAAGCACAUUCCAACCCAUGCUAUGCUUAAAGGCCUUUACCUUGUGACGUAUAGCUGACUGUGAAGACCUGGUCGAGGAUGCUAAAGAUACAAAGCAAGGAAUACUUUGUAGAUGGGAAGUUUCUCAGCGUCGUGUGAUUUCUCCAGUUUGGCUCUUCUUAAGCUCGAUCAUAAUGAAGCUUGGAGCUAUAGAGAAUAAACCCUUAACCUGGUGUGGGGGUCUCAGAAAGCAAGAUACGGCUAUCAACAAGUCAAACUUACCGGAUAUCCAAGAUGGCAGAGUCCGGCACGAUGAUGAUGACAGUUUUUGUUUUUAUGCUGUAAGCCUGUUUUGGUUCGUUUGGACGUUACCCUCUGCUGUUCCGGAUGAACCUCAUGUCUCAACAAUGACACAACUCUGGUUACAAACGAACUCGUUUCAUUGUCAGGUUUAGUGUGGACUGAAGACACUACUCUUGGAAAAAGGCUGAUAUCGUGUAAUUGGAUGAUUAUCUGUAUUGGCUUCUUCUUUUGCAGAUGACUGCUAGAAUAAAUUCAUUAUAAAGUGUGCUACUUGGUCCCUCUGGGUCUUGUUUUCUUGCACUACUCAGUCUCAUCUCAUCUCUGACAGGUCAUGAUGAAAUCUGGCAGGGGUGUAGACUUUGAAGAUAGUGACUCAUUAAAAAAAUUCCCAUCACUUCAGUUUGAUUCAGAUCUGCAGAAGUGAUUUAUUUUCACCUUAAAGUCGUCACAGUGGAUUUAAAAAGCAUAAAAGUGAAUGUUUGUCUGUGAAAUGAUGUUGUUAGGUUGUUACAAGUCUUGAAUGAAAACCCAAGGAAAUUCUUAUUCGCUUGAACAAAAUUGGUUAUUGGUUGAGAUUCAGGAAUAAAAGGACUUGGGUCUUUAUUGAGAACAUAUGAAGGACCCUGUGAUGCUGGAGUCAGAUAAAAACUCUAAAACCAUCCUUGUGUUGCUGCUGUGUGUCUGUUUUUGCUCUGCAGAGGUUUCCUGAGUUGUUGAAGUUCAACAUGAGCACGUCUGCGGUGUGUGUUUACAGUGGGCUGAAGGAGAAUGGUUGUGCUCGCUCUGUCUCAGUGUAAUAAUAUCUGCUCCUCUCUCUCUCUCUCUCUCUCUCUCUCUCUCUCUUUUUCUGCUUGUCUGCUGAGUCACCAUCAGUUCUAGGACAUCACUCUGUAAAUUGGGUUAUGCAGGAUUAUUGGAUUAUGAAAUAUUGCAGCGUUACGAUGCCACAGUACCUUUUUUUCCCCCUCUAACAUCAGUUCAGCUGUAAAAAAUCUCAGUUUAUUGUUCCUGUUGAAUUAUCACAAACAUGCAUUGACAUUUAGAGAGAACAGGACAGGGACACUCUUUACUUUAAGUGUGGUCUGCUCAGCUCAGUGACUCAGACAGACUAUAAAUCCACCUCCUUUUGUGUCUUUUCCUGAAGGACUUAGACUCUCAUAUAAAAGAUCGUUUUAACACAAAUUUGUACUGAAAUCAAACAGACACAUUGAUUAAUCAGGGAUGUUCUAAUCCGCGCUGUGAUCCCAGAUCUGAUCUUUUUAACUCAGUAAAGACCUCUAAAGUCUGCUAUAAAGACACAGAAGUCACACCUUGUCUUAAAUGACCCUGUAUGUUGUCUCAAACUUUAAAACAGCAGAGUAUAUCAUGGAUCCAAACGCUCCUAAACACGCCUAAUACCUGCAAUCUUUGCUAUGAUGAUGGGUUAGUUUUCCAAACCAUCUCCUUGUUAAUCUUUUUGGCGUUUUCACUCUUUGAAGAUGUUUAUCCUUCUGCUUUAAUCUGGAGUUUGUUGCUUUUUUUUCUCUGUCGGUUUUAAUCAGUUAUAUUUUGUUUGAGUAAACCUCCUUUGAAUUUCAAAUCAGGUCAUUUAAAAGGGUUUGCUUAUUAGAAAACCCACUCAAAAGGAUCAAAUAUUCUCACAUGUUUGAAGUGCAAUGAAGUGUGGAGUUUAUUAAUCGAAAAAGCAACAAAGUGAAACCAUUUCUAAACCAGUUUGGGGAAAUUAAAAGUCUAAUAUUUGUUGGUUUUAGCUUCUUGAAUUCAAGACUUUUAGCUUCUUUUCUCUGACAUUUAUGAAUAAGCAUGAACUUUUUCAUUACCUGGAUUUUAAUCAGUCGUGUUGUUUUUGGAUUUUAUUUGGGCAUCCUUUUAUGUGUAUUUAUGGAGGUUUUGAUGGUCAGAUCUUGAUUAUACUCAUCAUUCAUCAUUGGAGCUUCUUGUCCUUGAAGGCCACCAUAGCUUCACUUACAGGAGGGGUAAGCAAGGGAGCAUUUCAGUCUUAAAUCCCCUGAUGCAACUGAUUUUUAAAACCAUUAAGAUGUCUUUUUUUCUAGCACAACAUAUGCAGUGCUAUGAGAUACUGUCUGUUAUCUGUACUUGCUUGCAUCCAGGUAGUAAAGCGUUGAAGCUCUGUGGCAGCAGACACUACAGUCCCUGCAAGUGGCUCGUGACUUAGACGCAACAUAUGACACAUUUAUGACCUACAAUAAUGAGAUUAAAAAUAAUCAGUAUAAAUAUAUAGAGUUUCUGGUGGACUUUUUUUUGCUCAUCGAUCUAAUAGCACACAUUGAGGAAACUGAGAUGGGAUAAGUAAAUAUUUAGAUGUGCUCUUUGGUGCACUCCCUUUUUUUAUGUAUGUUUAAAUAUAGAUAUAGACAGAAGUGAUGGUGAACUUGUUUACCUGUUCUAACAGUGCACUCUCUCCCGCUCUCCACAGACGACCAGCAGCGGCAGCAGCAGGAUGAGCUCGGACGGGGGCGGGCGUCCCGUCAAAGUGGGCUCCCUGGUGGAGGUGAUAGGGAAAGGUCAGAAAGGCACCGUUGCUUACAUUGGAAACACACUCUUCGCCUCGGGAAAAUGGGUGGGAGUCAUCCUGGACGAGGCCAAAGGGAAGAACGACGGCACUGUGCAAGGCAAGCGCUACUUCACCUGCGAGGAGAACCACGGCAUAUUUGUGAGACAAUCACAGGUAAACAAACAAACAAACAAACGAGAUCUUUGUCCUGAGCGAAAGAUGAAGCUCUAACAUCCUCCAUCUGUCUGUUGUUUAGUUUCUUGUUUUGUACGAUGUUUGAGGUUUUGCUUUUUCUCUUUAUUUGACGCAGUUGGCUUGUGUGGGGGUUGAUAUUUUUCUCUGCUGUCCUCUGGGUGUUAGACUUUUUCUGCUUCAGGCUGCUUUCUCAGCUGUUUUCUGAUAAAACAUAAAAAAGUAGCGUUAUUCUUUCUUCAGAGAAAAAUACUGCAAAGUGCCCUGAAGUGUGUUCUAAAGACAUCAUAGUUUAUUUAGAGUAUGGUGGCCUUAAGAGGCAGGCCAAACAACAGCCAAUUUUUUAACACAGUUGCUGAAAUUUCACAGAAAUUUGAUUAAUUCUGAUUAACUUAACAUGUGGUCCAUUUUAUAUGCUUGGAAUCGUGCAUGAAAAUGAUGGCUCACAAGGGCAUAACAUCUGCAAUGGCGCAAAUUCUCCCUUUUAAGAGAAAAUGUUGAAAAUGUAUAAAUAGUGCAUAAUCCCAACAAAAGCACCAAAAAAAGGACACUGGAAAAUCUUUACAUGAAUAAAACAGUAAACACAGAUUUAGAGAGCACCGUCAGUGGACUCAAAGAUUGAGAAAAAAACAGCUGUAAUGUUUGCACACGUGAAUAUUCGCCGAGCACAAACAAAAUGACGGAUUCUGAUGUAUUAUGUACGGAGCAGCUCUAUCAGAAGGCUCAAACCCCUGCUAUGCUCCUCUUUUCUGUAGUCCUGACAUAAACCAGAGGCUGUCCAGGAAUGUGACAUUCAGUAAAAGUGUCCAGGAAGGUUUUAUUAUUAGAAACAGGCAAAGCUGUCAUGAUGGGCACUCAUUUGUUUCAUGAAAGUGAGAAAAGGAUCAAGUUUGUUGUCAAACAUCACAUAAUGAUGUUUUUUUAUGAUGUAAGGUAGGUCACAGAAUAUUCAUCCUGUUUUUAUUACUUUAUUACUGUUUUUUGUCUGUGAAGAAUCACUCCCAGGUUUUGUAUUUGAUUUGUUUUCUUUUUCACCAUCGAACAGAAACAUCAGUCUCAUGGUCCGGUGUAAUCAGUCUGAGAGAGUAGAAGUCUGUCAGUAGGAAACACUUUCUGCAUUUACAGUUGUUUUUAGCGCUUGACCCCUGUAGUCACUGUACUGCGGUCAUAAAGGUUGCUAAGGAGAUAUAAAAUUCAAACUCACUUGGGUAAUACUGUAUUUAAAUCUAUGUUAAUAUACCAGCCUACACAUUUUGUUUCAUGAUCUACCUUUGGUGUGUUUUCUUCCUCUGUGCCAGCUCUGUUGAUGGAAAGAUCUUUGUGAUAUUUCGGGUGACAUGAUGACUAACUGUCUGUGUCUGUCUCUCUGUCUGCGUGUCUCUGUCUCAGAUCCAGCUGGUUGAUGAUGGGGCUGACACGACAUCUCCAGAGACACCUGAGCCCGGCACGGGAAAAGUUCCCAAACGAGGUAAAAAUAAAAAAACCAAACAGACACUUCUACACUUCGACUGUUUUGUCAGGGAAAGAGAAAUCGAGACCUUUUGGAAAUAGAACCUGUCCAGUUAACAUGUUAUCAGAGAGUAUUAGACAUGCAGUAAUGUUUGAAAUCACGUAUCUUAAAGUGGAGACAUGAGCAUGAGCUGGACUGAUGCUGGUCAGUCAGAGCCUGUAGACACUAACUGCUAGUUAGUCAAACCUGUCUUUAGACAGGGCCCGGACAAACCCAUCCUAAUUACCUACUGAGUUGUUUUUUAUUUAUUCAAAGCAAGCACAACCUCCACAUCACUUGUCUUUUUAUAUUCUGUGAUCAAGAUGGUACAUCAGCAUGGACGUGUUGUCCACUGGCAGUUUUCUCUGUCUUUUUCAUACGGAUGUAUAGUUUCAUCUUUGCAUGGCACUGGCAUCAAACCCUGUUCCCAGACCGUGGUUUUUAGAAGUUGUUUUGAACCCAUGUAGUGAUUACCACGACAGAGUCAUGUCUGUUUUUAACGCAUUGCCACCUGUGGGCCUUAAAAUCACAACCAUGAAGUUCCGUGACAUUGGCUGUUGUAUAUUUUAAUUACAUUUUCUAUGUAAAAAUGCUACAAACGCCCUUUCAAAGUCAAAUACACUAAAUAGCCAACAUGCUAAAUAACCAUUAGAUUAAUAAAAAUGACUUUGCUGAAAGAAAGUAUGAAUCCUGAAAUCAUAUCUGCCUCCAUGCAAAUAUAGUAUAGUAAGUUUAAGGAGGUGUUGAUUGUCUCCGCCCUGGUGCUGACCAUCUGCUUUAAGGACAUAAAUCUUGUUGACUUGCUCCCGGAUCUUCUUGGACUUUCUACCUUGUAAAAAAAGAGUAAACAAUCCUGAUCAUUGGAAAGUUUGUGUCUCACUUUCUUUCUUUUUUUUUAUUUUUAGAGAUCCUGGAGACGCCCAAGUCCACUAAACUGGUGAGUCAGAUCACUCUGGACUGUCUGUGAUAACAAAGUUCCCCUGCAGGACACAAGGAGCAUGAAGAAGAGAUGACGACACACACACACACCUGCACUGCACACACUCACAGAGGCAGGCUGACACAUCACCUCUGUGUUAUCUAAAGUAAACACUGUGUGUUGCUGUUCAUUGCCACGCUUCAUCUUCUUGUCUUUGUCAAUCUCUCUGACAUUCGAACAAGAGUCCUCUUAUUAGAACACUUGUACUGAUUUUAUUCACUUUUAUAGAUUUAAUGUAUUUGUUUUUAUAUGUAGUUUACUGAAAAUCCUAAAACUGCAACAAAAAUAUCCUCAUAGUAUUUUCAGAAAUAUACUGACAGUCUGCAGCUUAGAUGUGGUCAUUCAAAAGUUCAAAUGUGAACAUAAAACUGUACUUACAGUAUAAAUAUAUAUCAUAUAUAUAUAUAUAGUAUAGUAUUAAAAAAGCUAGAUUUUAUGAUUUUAUCUUGAUAAUAACACAUCUGUCCUCUUUCAGGCUUCAUAUCUGACCACUAGAGGGCAGUAUUUACUGAUACAUAGUGAAACAUGAGGCUGCUGACAACUCUGUCAGACAGCUGAAGUAAAAAACCAGAAGAGCUCAACUAAAAUCAGUUAAAUCUUUAGUAUUAAAGUUAUAUGUAAGCCUUUAUUUUUGCAUGAUUCUUGAUCAGGAAAGUAGAGCACCAUAGAGGAUUUAUUUAUUGGAUUAAUACUUAAAUUAAAUACAGUUUACCCAAGACUCAAACCAAAGAAGUAUGAAGUUAAAGGCAGCAAAGUGUGAACAAAACAUAUAUUUAAAUACACAAAUGACAGACCUUACAGCCCUAAAAACUGAUUAUGUAUUCAUGUUUUACAAGUAUUGGUAAUUAAACACUUAUAAAACGUGUAAGUCAGAAAUUUCAGACAUCUCCAAAUUUCAACUCAUCCUCAUGAUUACGACUUAAUUGAGUAACUGCUCCAAGAAAGAUUUCAGUGAAUUUUCAUCACUUAUGUAGCAAACAUCUUUUUUAGAGAGCUCUUCUGUUGCUCUUUCUUCAUUAAUUUUAAAAUGUUUUAUUCAUGAGGACUCUGUCUGCAUGUUAAGUAGACCAUCCUGUGACAAAAGACAAGUGCAAUUUUAAUCUUUAUUCCACGGAGCUCAAAAUCAAUCAGAAUUAGACGAAAAAUAUCCAUGAAAUCAAUGACUAAGGGUCUGUAACAUCAGAUUAUUUUAUGUGACUCGUUAUGUGAAGAUUUGAAAUUCGUAGUUUUUGUGAAAAUGAUCCGAGUGAGAAUGAAGAAAAGUGUGUGAAGCAGAUGGAGAGUACAAGGCUCUUUAUCCACCUUCUCCAAUCGCCACAGCCCCCCAUCACUUCCAGCUCACCUCUGACAAACUUCUGACCUUUAACCUCCAUCAUCCCUUCCUUCCUCUCCUUCCUCACCUCCUCACUUCCUUCCCUUCUUUCCUCCGACCACGCAGCGAGGAGUGAAACCUAAAAAGGUGUUGCAUGUUUCUCUAAACUCGGUACAGUGGUAAUGUUAUGUUUGAUGACCUAAGUAACCAUGGUAACCGUGGCUCUGAAUGGCCUCGCUGCUGCAUGGCAACAGGGCCCUCAUCCUCUCAUUCACCCACGAUUCCCUGCUCCUCACGCCAUCCCGAUCAUCGGUCUGAACUGUUGUGUGUUUAUUCGAGACCGAGUGGGAGAGGGUCAAAUAGCGAGCGAUGCCACCUGUCUGCCAUGAGGCCACGCCCACUUCUUGUCUGUCACAUGACCUCACCAUGCUCUGUCGCUCUGGUCUGUUCGUCUCCGCUCUGUGGCUCAUGAUCUGUAUGUGUGUUUGUCCGCUCUCUGUGCAUUUUAAAGCAUGUUGGAGUCGCAAUGAAUUCAUCCCGGUGUCGUACUGACACGGCCAGGAAACUGUCCUGUUAGUGAUACGCUGGUUAUAGACAAACUUCAAACAGGAUACAUAAACAAAGGCCUUUAGAUACCUGAAGUGGUAUUUAAAAGCUUUUAGAGAAUACAUAAGGGUUAGAAAAUACAGCUGAAGUGAGCAGAAACCUUUGGCUCUGAAAAAACGAAGCCUAAGGAAGCAGGAAAAAGAACUGGCCACUUGAGGUUUGCUCCAAAAGUGAUUCAAUGAUCAUCUGCCAACAUGCCAAAUGCUUCAAAGCAGGAUUUAACGUCUGAAGCAGGUAAAAAACAGGCUUUUGGCUUCCUGUCUACGCUGGGGAAGAUUUUGUUUUUGACAUGACCUACCGUUUCAAAUGUGUCAGGGCUUAGAGUGAUGUUAUACACAGAGGCACGGUCUAUGCCUCCACUCUUUAGACUUAGCGAUGAUGACUCACUGAAUUUAAGCUUUUGGGAAUCCACCAUUAACCUCAUUAAUGGAUGGUGAGGAGUUAAACGAGCCGCAGCAGCCAGUGUGAUGUUUUCACGUGGUUUGUUUACUUCCAUUUGAGGCCUCAGGGCUGACCUCGCACACAUUCCUCGGUACCUCGUUUUUAUCAGCUGACUAGCUUUAACCCUGACAAUUUCUACACAGAUGUUGAACAUUGUGACUUGUUGAGAAGUUGUGCUUUUUACCUGCUUUGAGGAGGAAGAUGAUUAAGUCAGACAUGUGGGAAAUUUUGGGAUACCGUCUUUCAGUUUGAUGUCAAGAAAUUACUCUACGAUAUAAAUAGCAUUUUUCCUUCCUUUCGUCUUCUGUUGUGGUUAAAUCUGGAUCGUAUCGCAUGUCUAGCCAUCCUCGCAAGCAACUGACCCCCAGGAUUCUUCAUCCUGUGGUUAAAUAUUUUCUAACUUCUACUUCCGUUUUUUUGUUUUUGUCUGUUCAGCUCACUUUGGUCUACAGUCGGUCAAGUUAAAUUCCUUUCACACAAAUAGAUGAUAAGUAAAAAGAUAGAAAAACAAACCAACAGCUUUAAUAAACAUCCAGAUACUAGCGCAGAUCGAGACGACCAUUUAGCCAAAAAGGUCAAGGAGUAAAUCUGUACUCAGCCCAGAUUUCUAACAAAUAGACGGAGCUUCGAAGUUCUAGUUAUGGAUGAUAUUCAAAAGACAGAUAAAAAACAAACAAGCCACAUAAUACUAUAAUACAUAAAACACAUAUGAUAUGAUUUAUGGUGAUUUCAGUGCUGCUCUGGGAUUCACCGUUGAGAUCAGAUGCUCUUUAACUCAGCUGAGUCAUGCAUUCAGACGCUCCUCUGCUGCUGCUGCUGCUGCUGCUGCUUUGUAAAUGUCAGACUGUGACUUUGAGGUGAAACCUACCUCCUUCCAGCAGAGAUCAAACCUGCAGAGUAUGGAUUUCCCGUCAGCUCGGGUCUACUUUACGGCGCUCUGUUCUGCGUCUCCCUCUCGGCAGGUGGACUUGAAGGAUCAGGAGCUCGGCUCGCUCUCAGGCAGGAGGAUUAACAAUCGGAGUUUAAAAUCAGGCUGACAGUUAAUCUAAAGGAAUAAAAACUGUCAAAAUUGGGGACACUUUAUUAUGAUUAUUACCACCAACUCUAAUCAGAUGGUGAAAAACUCACUUACUCUGUAGGAGUUUGUUUUCUGGUUUGUUUGCACAGGUUUAUCAUGCGCUCACUCUUUACUCAUGUGAUUCAUUCCUAAGAGAGUUUCUCUGCACCUCAAACCACGUCUGACUCGCGGCGCUCUUGUAAAGACAUAAAUUAGAGCUAAGUUGUUCUUUGAUGGCUGCAGAUGGAUCCUAGAGAGUUUUCUUGAACACAGUCAGUUCUUUCUAACUGUGCAGGAAACACUACAUGUACUAUGAGUGAAAAUCAGGCCUCAAGCCUCCAGAUACAGUUCAUAAACAUGAUAAAUAUGUAAGCUUCGAUGUUUGUGCUUUGACUCCCUCCAUCCAGCGUCAUAGUUUCUUCAAGCACGUUAGAAAACAGUGACAUUGCAGUACAAGCUCAGCGUGUCGGGUUCUGCUGUGUUAACGCUUCCUGGACGGUAAUUUUAUCUCCUCUUCGUCCUGCUGGAGGCUGCAUGGACAGCAAACCUCUCUCAGUGUGAGUGCUGUUGGAAGCAGGAACUUGAUACGUCUCCACCCUCUCUCUCUCUCUCUGUCUGUCUGUCUCUCUCUCUCUGUCUUUCCCAUCACUUCAGCUGCAGUGGAUGUCCUCUCAGAGCUGCAGCAGCACUCAGUCUUGUGUGCGGUGAGAAAGUGGCGGGUUUACAGAGAGAGAUAUUUAAUAUUUUAAAAGGACAGAUUUCCCUCGGCUGCUCUGUAAUGGAUACACUUAAACAGAUUUCCUCUCUGCCUCAGCAGCUCAGACUCUCAAGGCCCUUCCCUCUUUCUCUCUCUUUAUAAACUAUUUUCCUUCACAAUUAAAAUCACUCCUUUAUUCAUACGACAGCGCGUCUUUAUUCACCAGAGUUUCCUAAACUAUCUCUGCCAGUUCUCGUGCCUACAAUGUGGAAAUAUUUCAGGUUAAAGCUCGGAGCUAAUCACGCUGUAUCCCCAUUGAAUUAAUCCUCUUACAUCCCUCUCUCCUCCUGCCGAGCUGCUGCUGCUGCAGAGAGGAAGAUUAGUGAAGCCGAGGAAGAUCCUACGAUUGCUGCUGAAAAGGCUCUGGGCUGUUGAGAGAGGAAUAGACCUAAUAAAUCAUUUUUUAUGCUGAAAUCUUUCUCAAACUCACAGGAUUGCUUUUAAGAGCUAACAUUUUGAGUCUUAAUUCGAGCUGCAGGGUAUUUCUUUUACACACUUUGGUCUCCUUUGUCAUAAUUAUGCACUAAAAACCACCUAUCAGAUGUUUUAGACUUUUUAUGUCAGUAUUAGCCUCGUCUAAUGCCAGUGCUGAAGUUUGAUUUAACAGUAACUCCAGUUGUGUAAUAUUUAAAGUUAAAUAAGGCAGUACUCCAGGCAGAUAACCAGGCCAGUACCAGGUGAGUGAUACCUUAAAUACCCCUGGUUGUAAUCCACCUCACUGCCUCAUGCCAGGAUUGGAUUUAAAGGAAGAUGCCAGCUGCUAACAAGGAGUGAAACAGUUAUAUUACUCCGUCUGUCCGCUUUUAAGAAUAUAUAUGAGACGGCUGCCCUAACAAACAGGAGAUGCUUCUGGUUGUAUCUGUACGGUCGAGGUAGGGCUGGGCGAUAAACCGAAAAUUUACCAAUACCAAAAUUUGCGACAAUAACCAACGUCAUUUUGCCCAUGUCAAUAUUAUUCGGUGUCAAUAUAAAUAGAUAAAUAAAAGUUGGUUUUGGAUGUGUGUAGGAAGGCUAUUGUCUCAUGUCUCAGAGACGUGUCUCAACCCCAUCCAGUCCAUAACAAAGAGGGAAAGACAGGUGAGGAGAUGGAGGACGGUUAAGGCAGCUGCUGAAGUAGACGAAGUUAAUGUGGGAGGGGAAGAGCAGCUUACGGAGUAGUUAUCGUCCAUUUAUUGUUAUCGGGGUGAACUGCUCAAUAUAUCGUGAUUAGGGUUGGGAAUCGAGAAUCGAUGGGAAUCGGGACUAAAACUUCGAUUCUUCCGGUAUCGUUCAAAUAUUAAAAUUUCGAUUCCAAGUUUCGAUGCCAGAGUCCGCCGACCGGAAGAAAUAGCCGCCGAAAAUCAACGAAGAAGAAGCCGCUUAACACCAAUGAGGACGGAGCGUAUGAGACGAAGCCACACAGAGAGAGGAGAGAGACAGAGAGAGAAAGUACAUUGCAACCCACAGCAAUGCAGCCGCUGUGGGUUACAAUCUCUCUCUGUCUCUCUCCUCUCUCUGUGUGACUUCGUCUCAUACGCUCCGUCCUCGUUGGUGUUCGGCAGCUUCUUCUUCGUUGGUCAAAAGUUUGGCUAACUUUAGCAGGAAGAAUGAGCUCUUAUCUCAAUGCAACAUUAGCAAUACAAUUAUAUCAUGCAAAGGAGGGUAAACGACCAACAUGAUUAAACACCUCAGGAUUCAUGGAGGAGAAAUACCCAAGUGCUCGUCUUUGACGCGCUUCGCCGGUGUUGUGUCGUAGAAUGCACACCUGACGGGAGCGCGGUUGAAAGUACACAACAAGGCGAAACAAUCCAAGUUUUUCUUACCGUUGAACGGAAUCUAAAGCGUGUGCCUUUAAUGAUUUCAUUCAGGCUAUUCAGAUAUGCCGAAAACAAUAGCCCUCUGAUUCGGAAUAUUUACUGUCCUGAAAAUAUAAUGUUCUCUACAUUAACAGCUUACUGUACAGUUUAUAUACCCAAGUACACCUUUAUCUGUGCAUUUUUGAGACACAUACAAACAAAACGAAAGUUUACUGCUCCAUUUGACACGUUUUCAUGAUUUAAUACCCGUGUUUUAUUAAAUAUGAGAUCAUAUUUCUUCCACUAAGAAGCUAAUCAGUGGAGGGGAGGCAUUCUACGGCAGGGGUGCAUUCUACAGCACAACACCUGUCUUCCGCUAACCAGUCAGGAUCAGAUAAGUGAAACAAUAAAUUACUUCUGUCCUCUGCUAACUUUGAAGCGGUAAACAAAUUGAACUGUGUACGGUGAGUAAACUUAAAUAUCCACCUAACGUUAGCCCUUGUACUUUUUCAUAGACAAACGACCUGAAAACAAAAUUUGAUAUUUAUAUACUGGUUGAAAAUAGCUCUGUGAGAAAUUCAUAGUAAAGUUCUUAAAAAGUUAAUGGGAUUUAAAAAUUCAUGGAGAAGUUCAGAAAUUUCAUCCAAAAAGAAGAGCCCCGGUUAGCACCCUCAUUCAAACCAUGCUUUUUUUUUUCUUUUUUCUUUUUGAUAUCCUGCCUUUUAAAAGAAUCGAAUUAGAGAAUCGAUAGGAAUCGGAAUCGAAAUGAGGAAUCGAAAUUGGAAUCGGAAUCGUUCAAAAUCAAACGAUACCCAACCGUAAUCGUGAUAUUGAUUUGAGGCCAUAUCGCCCAGCCCUAGAUUGAGGGUUCAAGUCUGAUCCUUAUCCCAUUCCUCCAGUUUUAGUUUAAGAACUUUUGAGGCUUUUGUUUUGGAUCAAAAUCUCUGAAAUUUGUCUUUAAAUGUUUGGUUACAUCUAGAGUGUUGUUACUGGUGGUGGUAUGGUCCAUUACCACCACACACUGUGUUGAAUUGACCCGUUUUAAAAGUCUCACCAAGCAGCAACUUCCAGGGUUAAAAAUGAAGCCAGUGCAGAUUUGACUAACAGGUUGGUCUGUUGUGGCUUGAAUGCUAAAAGCCUGGCUUCAUUCUUGGCUCGCCGGACUUAUCUUGUGAUUCUUUUAGCGUCCAUCCAAACAAGCUGGUGGACUCUCAAGAGGGGGAAGGUUUUAACUCAGCCUCAAAUGAUGCAACUGUUAAACAGACUCCUUGGACGUUGAAAACAUCUGAAAAAAGUUGAUGUUGUCGGUUAAAGGAGAUUGAUUAAACAAAUGUUAUCUUUAUUGUGUCAGUCUGGGACACUGACAGAGUAGUUUUAGUAGUAGUUUCAUCAUUAUUCAGCCUGAGACCAAAGAGUUUCUUUGUGGCUUUGACAGGAAUAAAAAUUUAGCCAGCUUAGCUUCUGGGUGUUUUUCUUUUUUUUUUUUUUUUACAUCUUUUUUUUAUUUCACAAUGAUAUCGCAACCAAAGAAAAUGUCCCCCUUUUUUUUUUCUUUUUUUUUCUAACCACAUAAUUUCCUCCCCUUCCCAUUAUUCCCUAGGGAUACAGAACAGAAAGAAAAAUAAAUGAAUAAAUAAAUAAAGAGUACAGAAUCAGACAAGUACAUUAAAGAGGAACUAAAUAAGAAAAAGGCAGCAAUGGUGAUAUCCAUAAACACCAUCCAAAUGUGUAUACAUAUAGGCUGUAUAUAUAUAUAUAUAUAUAUAUAUAUAUAUAUAUAUAUAUAUAUAUAUAUAUAUAUAUAUAUGAACAUAUUCAGACAAAUGCAUACCAGCUAAAUUACAAAUAAUCACUGGUCCCUCUUAAAGACUGGAUGUUACUUUUUACACAGUUUUGUCAUCAUGAAAUUUCCCGAAUGUUAGAAAAUGUUAGAAGCUGUUUGCCCGCAUUCACACAUGUGAGCUGUUGUUAUAUAAGCUUCUUUUUAAUCAAGUAAGAGCUUGUGGUUUCGAGCCUUUAUGAAACAGCGAGGUCGAGUGUGUCUUUGACUUUGACAGAGCUGAAAUAAAUCCCUCAAUGUGACGUGACGCUGAGUGACGGGGCAGGACUGUGCUAACGCCAGUGUAAGGGUGUGGAACGAACAGCUGGUGACGCAAACAGGAAAUUCUACAUCGGUCAGCACAGACUGGACCGUAUCAUUUCAGUUCAGCCUGAGAAGUCGUUUCAGGGAACAAACCCGGUCUGGGUUGCAUGUCCACUUUAAAAGAGUUUUUGCUACUUUUGGUGGGUUUUUUUUCUCCUCUCGUUUAUUCAGAGUGUAAAGAAGAAGAGUAGCGUAAAAUUGAAUCUUGAACAUCAGUGCAUGAUUGUAUAUAGCUUUGGAAAUUGUUAGAAAUACUCGACACAAAGAAGAAAACAGAAUCCACCAAACAAAGUCAGAUAAUUGGAUUCCUGUUCUGUGAUUUUUGGGGACGAAGCGGCCGCAAAUUUGAAUCGAGUAAAUCUGAAAACCUGCAGAACUGACAUGGAUAUAAAUCAUUUGUGAUGCAGAUCAGGUGCAGGUUUCCUCCGUGUUAUUGUCUGGUUGUAAUGAGCCCAUAGGAUGGCUCAGGGAGUGUUGCUAGGAGACAAGAGAGGCUUGCAUCAAUGCCACUGCUGCCGCCGCCGCCGCUGCUCUUUUUCCCCCUCUCACCUCCAUUUAUGCCCCCCCCCCCCCUUCUCCCUGUCUCCACACCCACUGUCUCACCCAUCCCUCCCACCCUCUGCCUGUCUGUCUGUAGUGGAGGUGCUGAUGAGUGGGUGGGCAGCACGGGGAGGACUGGAGAGAAAGAGGGGGAGGAGGGUUGCACAGUGAUGUAAUGCAAGAGCAGGGCAUUGGCUGUGCCGGCGAAUUACAAUACCGAAGAAACAGAAAAGGGGGAAAUGGGAGAGAAGGGAGGAGGGAGAAGAGGGAGGAGACGAAGGUUAGGGGAGGCGAGGCGUCUCCUGUGAGCAGUAGCAGGUCGGAGGCUGGCGGCGGCAGCAUGUCAGAGCGCUAAUCGAAGCAGAACGGGAAAGGGAGGCACCGAUAGGAAAGGGGGGCUCCGGGAAAAACUGGAUUAUGAGAGGAGCUGAGAAGGAGGACAUAAAGGAGGACAGGGCGGACAGGGGCAGGGAGGGGGGAGGAAAUAUCGCUGCGGCCAUUUGCACCACUGCGGCUUCCCGGCCUGAGCGGCUGCUUGUCUGACUGUUUGUCCUGCUGAAGCCGGCGUCUGUGGAUCGAGCAUCUCUGCCUGUUUUUACCACCUCCCUGUCUGUGUCUGUGUUUGUGUGUGUUUCUUUGUGACUGUGUUGUGUGUCUUCUUCUCUUGCAAAUAUGAUGAGACAGACUCCUGCACCCCGGAAGGUACAGAACGAUCGUCUUUACCUGUUGGGAUUUUCUUGUUGCUGUUGUCUCCAUUUUUUGUUGUUGUUGUUUUUGAGCUUUUGGAAGUUUCCUCAUUUGGCUAUUCCCGGGAAUCGCCCUGUUUUUUUCUCUCUCAAAGUGAUAUUUGAUAUUCCCGGUGUGGACGUAUAAACAUAUCUGCAGCUUGUUUGCUCCUUUUUGAGUUGAUUUCCUCUUAGUGUUGUGUUAUUUUGCCCUUUUUUUGCAGAAUAAUUUAAUUAAUUUACAUUCGUGUGCAGAAACUUUGGUUGGGUUUCUCUGUCAUUUGUUUCAUUUGACCUCUUCAUGCUGAAAUCUUUGGUUAUAUCACUGAUUCAUAUCUCUCACAGGAGAAUCAAAUGAUUUCCCUCGUGGUUGUAUUUGAAUCAAACGGUGUAGUGUAGUGAUUCUCAGUACAGCUUGUUCUAUCACCUCCAGCACGACACGGUGGCUUAAGAAGGCUGUCAGCUCUUAUUUUGGUACAGCUGUUAGCUCAGGGUAAUUUCUGCUGAAUGGUCCAGCUCUAAUCCAAUAAAGGAACGAUAACUAGCCAAAGCUACGGCAGAGCUGAAGCUGAAGCAGAGAGAGAAAGAGAGAGAGUGUUUAAUGGAUAAGAAUAGGUGGGGAAUGGCAGAGAGACCAGAGAGAGGAGGAUUUAAGAUAAUUUUACGUUAUUGUAGUAAAGAUAUAACAAAUCUACACAAACCUGGGUUAAAUUUAAGAUUCAAAUAGUAACAGAAAUGCUAAAAUCUUACAUUUUCAUAGCUGUGCCGCCCUCCUGUAGAUUUAGUUCACUCCAGAAAAUGUUCUAUGAUUCCUUAAAAGUUUUCAGAAUCAACUUAUAUCUAGAUAUUUAAGAGCCAAAAUAUUAUAAAGCGAUGGAUCAAAAAAGCCAACAAGAUUUUGAAUUAGGCAGCACAAAUGUGAAACUUAAGCUGAUAAUAAUAACAAGUUACAGGGUUCCUACACAAGUAUGGAAAAGUAUGGAAGUAAUUUGAUUAAUUUCCGGGUCUUAAAAAGUAUGUUAAAUGAAAAAUAAAGUAUGGAAAAAUAUUUAUGUUUCUAGACUAUUACCAUGGUUAAAAAAAAAAAAAAGAAAGAAAACACUGUUUUCUAAAAUAGAAAAGUAGGUAUGUCCAAAAUUAUUGUAAAAAGUAAGGUAUGAAAAGUUAUGGAAAUUCCAUCUGUGUAGGAACCCUGAAGAUAACUCCCAAGUUUUGAUUUAAAUUUACUUUUAUUAGUUUAAGACUGAUUUAUAGAUGCAGCUGAAAAAGCAAUACUUCAGAUUCAAUGUUAAAAUAGCUCUUCUAUUGCAGUGUAAUUCCUCAAAUUCACAUUAAAUUUGACUUUUGCAUCAAGUCUAUAAAUUGACCUGCUUCUUUACUGUUAUAAAUAUAGUAACAUUUCCCUAAACAUCUGCAUUCACAGCAGAGGGAAAUGCUCUUAGCUUUUUUCUGUAAAUAUUAUUAACAGAUGCAGAAAAUAACAGCAACUGCAUAAUAUCCCUGUAAAGGUCCUUACACUCCUUCAGGUCGUUAUCUUUGUAAUGUUUGUGUCUUUUAUCAAAAAUCACUCUGUUCUCCGACACGUAAACAAUCAGCCGGUCGUCCAUGUUGGAUAUACCAGUGAAUUAGACAUCGCAACAACACGCAAUCUGAUUGGUCAGAAGUGGACACACAGUAUGCGAAACUUUAGAAAAAUUCAACCAUGAUACGAAAAAAUAAAUGCCGCGAUAUCGCAGGACGGGAAAACGUCGCUGAUGUGAAGAAAUGCUCCCGGUGUGUAAGGACCUUAACCCUUAAAUUCUGUUUAAACCCAAACCUUAUCAUGGUUUGUGGUUGAAUUUGGUCUGUUUUCUUCAAUUUGGUUGAAGUCUCUCUGACACAGCCCUUAAACGCUGUCACUACCCUCACUAGUUUAGAGUUUAGGUGGAUCAGAAUCAGCUGUUUUGAUGGACAGAUUACUCUCCCCCACAUUAGAGUACAGAUGUUUAUCGGCACUCUUCACUGAGUGUCUGCUCAUCCGUCCAGCUGUGCUCCAUGUCAAAAGCACACUCUGUGUAGCCGGAUAACAAUCCAUUCUUCCUAUGCUGUCUAUAGAGUUUCAGAGCAGUGCAACAGAACCGGGCUCCCGACCCGUCCCCUGAGACACAAUGCAGCCAUUUAGGUCAGAGCAGCCGUACCAGCCACAGUGUCGGAGGGUUUCAGGAUCACGUGGGUGGAGGAGAUGAGGCCCCAGAGAUCACAUAGGACAGGAGGGAUCAGAGAGACAACAACAACUGAGCUGUAGCAAAGAUUCAUUGUGCAGGAAAAUCCUCGUCUGUAGCUUUUUGAAUGUCUUGAUCGAAGCUGAAAUCAUGUCAUCCUCCCAUUUUUUCCCUUUUGUCUGUGAUUUCCUGUUCAAUAUGCCUCGAAUCUCACUAACCCUGCCUGUUGUUUCCUUCCUUCCUCUCCUUUUCUCCCUCUCCUCCUCCUCCUCCUUUUCCUCAGACCACGGCCAGAAGGCCCAAGGUGAGCCCACUCCUCAAAGUCCUCAGGGCUCAGUUUGGAUUAUUUGUGUGAUUGUUGUUGUGCGUGUGUGCGUGUGUGCGUGUGUGCGUGUGCGAGACAUUAGUGACAAAAACAUCACCAGACAUGAUUCACACUGAGAAAUGGGUUUCAGUUUGAAGCACCAGUUGUUGUUUUUUUCUGUUUAGAAAAGCAGAUGGCACAUUUGUCUUCAGUUUCUCCACACUGAUAUUCAGAGCACACGUUCCUGCAUCAUCAUAUCUUGACUGUUUUUCAACAAUCAUGUUUAACUUGUGGUUAUUUUCGCUGCUCUAGCAGUUGUAGUUAAUGCUUUUGUUUUCAUGUUUCACCAUGCUUAAUUUAUUAUUUCAUUUUCUCUCAAGUUUUGGUCUAAAUUGUUGCUUCACGUUGAGCAUUUUUUCCUGUUGCAGUUUUGUAUUUUCACCCUCGAUCAGGUCAACAUGGAGGUCCACUUAGAUAUUUUCCCUGAACUUAAUUAUCAUAAAACAACAAAUCUGUGGGUGCAGACAGGUCAGUUUUGUAGACAAAUGUGUAAGUUAACAAGGAUGUUAACUUAAAGUCUUUUGUGUCAUCAUCAAAUUACAUAAAAAGAAAAAUAACUGCAGCACAAAAGAAAUCCUGACACAGGGUCUCCAACUGAAGGACAAAAAGAGAAAGCAGAGCAAUGAUGACUUAAAGCACCAGUAAGGAGUUUUUUGACCAUUACAAAACAGACUGAAAUUUAUGUUGAAGCCUUUUUAGACCAUCAGUGAGAAGAUUGACAAUUUUUAUUCUGUAAUUUUAACAUCAGCCCUUUAUAGCAGCCCUUUUUUACAUUUUCCACAUAAGGUGUUUACAAUAAAUAAUGCAUUAGGCCGUCAAAAGUUCCUCACAGGAGCUUUAAAUUAUUUAUGACGAGGUAACAUUUCCAUCAACUGGAUUUUUAAAUUCCUACCCUGACAUAUAAAGUCAUGGAUUUGAUAGAAAAGUCAUUUUUUAGGUGUAAAAUAUAAAUACAGGGCUGUUUCUUCAGCUGCUUGACUGACACCUACCCUCCUCACACGAGUUUCAGACAUUAAAAAUGACUGUUAAAGAAUAAUCAGUGUUAUUGCUGAUGGUCUUUAAGUCAUGAUAAGUCAUCAAUAUGAAUUUCAGUCUGUUUAAUAAUUGUCAAAAAACUCCCCAUAGGAGCUUUAAAGUUACGUUUUGGUCAUUUUUGCCUCUAUGAGACAGGAAAUGUGGGAAGAGUGGAGUUAGAGAAAACAUACAAACGUUUAGGUUUCUUCAUAGUAAACAUAAUAUCCUAAAAGAACAGAGGACUACAAUCAUAGGGACCUCCAUUUGUGCCGCUUUCACAUCCUCAAUCAGACCUUAAAGCUUGGUUGGAUCUUUCUUUGUUUGAUUUUUGAGUGUUUAUCUCAACGUUUUCCCCUCUUGGUUUCCACAGCAGCCCAGCCGAACCACGGGCACAGUGGGAAAGGGGGCCGCGUCCGGCUCAGCCUCGGCCUCUGCUGGGGAGAUGAGCAGCAGCGAGCCCAGCACGCCGGCCCAGACUCCUCUGGCUGCUCCAGUCAUCCCCACCCUCCACUCGCCUGGAAAUAUUCCAGCUCCUGGCCCCACCAAGGUCAGUCUAAAAAAAUAUGACCCUACUUUAUCUUCCACAAACAAUGAAAACAGGAGGCAUCGCUUACAAACUUGAAAAACUUGCUGCAGUUUUGGCCGAUUUUUAAGACGCAGGCCUCAGCUGUUAGGGGAGUCAUUUAUUAUAUGAGGUGGGGUGGAACAGGACUUAUUCAGAACUCUAGAUGAUCAGAAACGUCUCAGGACUCUGUGCUUUAGCCGUAGCAGCAGAAGUGUGGGAGUGAAAUGAGAUGUGACAUUUUCUGUGCUAUAGCUCCUAUAAAUAUACAUUUUUUUUAACACAGCUGUCACUCGGUAUCGGUGUCAUCCUCGAGCUACAAAAAUGAAACUCCACUGAGUUAGAGGCCCUGAAUGUUAUUUUAUGUCACAUUGAGAAAGAGGAAAGUAUUGAACCGAAUCAAGUCUCUAAAAAAGUGUAAAAUAUGGGUUUAAUUUCCACCGCAGUACCAGCUGCUGCUUCAAAUUAUUAAUUCAGAGGCUAAUUAUCUGAACAGCUCGACCCCUCCUGAGGUCAGAGGAGACUCGGGUCUGUCUCAGCAUGACGUCAGCAUGAGCCAGAGCGAAGCCUGCAAAGACUGUAAUUGACUAAAAAAUUUUUUUUUUUCCUUCUGUUUGAAUAAUCAGUUAAAAUUUAAAUAUAACAGAAAAGAAAAAGGUUUUUGCUAUUUUAAGAUUGACUUAAAAUAGGACUUAAGUCACUGCCCGGUCAGUCUUAACUGAUUAAAACCACCCGCUGUUUAAAGAGUCCCUCCAUCUGGCUGCAGAUUUAUCUGCACUGCAAGCAGGUCAAACAAACUGAAAACCUGCUCUGUCCUGAGAACUGUCAGCAGCUCCAUGUGAGGACACUAAAUAUCAUUGACUUUUAGUUGGUUUUAAGUGUUAUCAUUACACUAAGGCAAUAAAACACUCAGUUAACAGUCAGGAUUUAAUACAGUUUAUGGACGUUAGCUGUAUCAAACAUAGAUGUUGACCCGUUGACAACAAGCAGAAUUUUUAACAUGGAUUGAUGAUGGUCGCCAUGUUGGAAAUGCCGACCCAUUCUAACUUUGUUGACAUUUCUAGAUCGACUUCAUCUCUCAGGACAGGAGGCUGCUGCCUGAUCAGUUAUCAUGUGCAAAGUUAGGUUCGAUUUCAGGGGCCAUGUGCGAUAUUACUGAUCCAUUACACUAAGUUAUUCCUUUACUUACAUUGUCAUAAGCAGUCGAACUUAAUAGGUAAGAUUGUUAUUUUGCCACAACCAUGUAUAACUACAAUAACCAGUUAAUUAUUUUCUUGUCUCUUAUUACCAUCAAUAUAAAAACCGCCACAGCUUCUCUGCCUAGCUUAGCUUGUCAGUUUUUAACCGAUAAAUAUUUCUCUUGUUUCCUCAUUAGGCACUUUUGUCACCUGUAAACAUUUCUGCAUCCAUAACCUAAAAAUAACUUUUUAGUAUCCAAACUUGAAACAGAAGUGGAGCGAGAAUCGAGCCCUGAGGGAUGCCACACCCGAACCCAGACCUCCAAAAUGAUCGUUCAUGUAAAUGAAUAAAUAUCAUCAUGUAGAUUUAACUUUCUUGGCAUCAUCAGACCACUUCACCUGGGUCUGGAACCAUUCAAUUUAUUUUAUUAAAGUGCAUCAAAAGUUCCUCUGGAAGGUUUUGGUUUUGGAAGAAAACACAAUCAGGUGGAGCUUUUUUGCUAAAAAAAUGAAACAAACCCUUCAGACUAAAGUGAUUCGAUCGGGAUCACACGGUCCUCUAAUCCAAACUCAGUCCAGGUCCAAAUGUUAAUUGUUUUGCAUCUGUAAUGGACUUUGGUCUCGUCUUUAAUCUUGAAUUUGGGAAAGGUUAAGUCUCUUUUGUUUCAUCUGACUUAGAGAUAAAAAGAAAACGACAGGUGUUUGAGUCGUUUCCAGGUAAAUGUCAGGGGUUUAAACUUUAACAUUUUGAAAAAGUCAGCUGCCGUCUGGUGUUGCAGUUCGAUAAACAGGAAUCGUUUUUCAUUCCCCUCCAGGAGGACGUCGCUCUGGAGACACAGGUGCAGUGAAGCGGUGUGAUUUGAUGUGACGUCUUUUGCGCUUGACUCUGAAGUGUUGCUUGUCUCCCACUAACAUGUUAAAAAGCCGUCAGAGGUGCGAGGUUUAGUCUUUAAUUGGUGUGCGAGGAGGACGCUCUGACUUCGCUCACGGGCUCGAAGGAAGUAACUGCAUGAUUGAAUUAAGGUCUCCUGCUGUGGAGUGCUGUGUUUUCAGUUACACAUUAUGUCGGGCAAUAUGACGUGUGUGCGUGUUGACACUGACACCAUCUCUCUGCAGGUGGAUUCACUGCAUGAAGGUGAAAUUAACGCCUGAUAUUUUAUUUUAAUGAUUUACUGAAGGAAAAAAAAAGUAUUGUGAAAGAGAAACGGUUUGAGAAAUGUUGUGGCAGCAAACAAAACAAAAAAUAAAAAAAUGUCUUAUUUCCAGGAGGAGGAGGCGCUGCGUGGUCAGGUGAAGGACCUGGAGGAGAAGCUUGAGACUCUUAAGAUGAAGCGAACGGAGGACAAGGCCAAACUGAAGGAGCUGGAGAAGCAUAAGAUCCAGCUGGAGCAGCUGCAGGAGUGGAAGAACAAGAUGCAGGAGCAGCAGGCCGAGCUGCAGAAACAACUCAAAGAGGCCAAGAGGGUGAGGAACAUUCGCAGGACUCAGAUGAGGAAAACUGGUCUGGACUGUAAAGGGAUAAAAGACUCACGAUCAUGAACUUUCUGUUGUGUAGGAGGCGAAGGAAGCCCAGGAGGCAAAGGAGCGUUACAUGGAGGAGAUGUCGGACACGGCGGACGCGAUCGAGAUGGCCACGCUGGAUAAGGAAAUGGCCGAGGAGAGGGCGGAGUCUCUGCAGCUGGAGGUGGACUCCAUGAAGGAGAAGGUGGACGAGCUCACCAUGGACCUGGAGAUCCUGAAGCACGAGAUCGAGGAGAAAGGUACGACUGAGACGCUCUUUUACUCCACGACACACUGAUACAGAAGUGUGUUUGAAACCUCAGUGAUUAUUAUUUUUAUUUUCGUCAACCUUAGAUAGUUUUUUCAUGAUUGCUUCAGGACAACCCCCCUCACCUCACUAGUGUCAGAAUUAAUCACGUUGGUUUCUUGUGGAUCAUUGUGGAUGUUUUACAGGUUCAGAUGGUGCUGCCUCCAGUUACCAUGUGAAACAGCUGGAGGAGCAGAACAGCAGACUGAAGGAAGCUCUGGUCAGGUAGGUGUGCUGCUGAUACAACCUUACAUCUGUGUUUUAUGAUGAUCUAGGGAGAGAGAUCCAGCUCGACUCUUCAUCCAGAUCUUCUUAAAUCGGUCUUUUGGAUUCUGUUUUAGGAUGCGUGACCUGUCGUCGUCAGAGAAGCAGGAACACGUGAAGCUGCAGAAGCAGAUGGAGAAGAAGAACGUGGAGCUGGAUUCUCUGAGGGGCCAGAAAGAGAAACUGCAGGAGGAGAUGUCUGUGGCGGAGAAGACCAUCGACGAGCUGAAAGAGCAGGUGAGGGUUUGAGCCCACCUUUGUCUCUAUACCGAGGUUUUUAUGAUUAUCUUUUUACUCUAAAGACGAUGACGACGAUGUGGUUUGUUUCAGGUGGAUGCGGCUUUAGGAGCGGAGGAGAUGGUGGAGACUCUGACGGAGAGGAACCUGGACCUGGAGGAGAAAGUCCGAGAGAUGAGAGAGACGGUCACCGACCUGGUGAGUGAGAAUAAUCUCCAGUCUCACUGAGAGCAGCGAAGAACAAACAAAAACACAGACAGACAGGAGAAAUGAGAAAAGACACACACAUGCCAGCCUCUGUGUGUGUGUGUGUUUGUUUUGGUGUGAGAGGAAAUGAAAGCGCCCGAGUUUGCUGACUCACUUCAGGAUUGACACGAGGUCGGUUCAUAAGUAUCUCUGAGCUGCCCUCUAGUGUACAACCCUAUGUAAAUAAAUUAGAAGUCUAUUAGUGUCGUAUUUAAUUUUCAUUCAGACCAAUGACUCUGAGCGCUCUCCUCUUAUUCUUUCGGACCGUGACAUUGACAUUAAGAUCAUCAGUACGACAAAAAGUGUCUGAUCUUAAUGUCUGGAGGAUUUUAGAAAAACCCCACAGGAGGAGGUUUUGUACCCCUUCUGUGUUCUCAAACACUCACACGUUUCUCUUUCCUUCAUCUGUCAGGAAGCGAUAAACGAGAUGAACGAUGAGCUGCAGGAAAACGCCCGAGAGACGGAGCUGGAGCUCAGGGAGAUGUUGGAUCUGGGAACGUCCAAAGUCCGAGAGUCUGAGAAACGUGUGGAAGCGGCUCAGGAGACUGUAGCUGAUUAUCAGCAGACCAUCCAGAAGUACAGGGAGCUCACGGCUCACCUGCAGGUACAACUCAUACACUGUAGAAACAUGGAUAUAGAUUCAGUCUGCCUGUCAAUCAGCUCAGAUCUGUUCAUAAAAGUGUGAACUUUGAAAAUAAAAAAGUUAAAGGCAAAUUCAGGAAAUUAAAUGUUGGUCUGAUUAUGAGGAACUUGUUGAGAUAUCAGUCAGACUAAAGUAUUGACAUGUGUUUUAGUGUUUUAAAAGUCCAGUUUUGGUUCAAGUUGUUCCAUAACUUAUCUUAUGUAAUGAAAGAAAGAGUAAGAUGACUGUUUUAAUCUCUUGCUCUGUUUUUUUGUUUUGUUUUUUGGGCUUAAACCUCCAAGGUCGAGAAAUAAAACCAGCAUCAGUGCCAAAAAAACUGUAGUUCCUUCAGUGGCCACUUGAGGCUGAUUCCAAAAAAGAGUCAAUCCCCAUUAAAAUUAAAUUAAAUUAAACACUUAAACCUGAUUUAAACUCACCAUGCAUAAUUGAGGUGAAUGAAUUCAUACAGUAAUAUUUGAUCACAGUCCUCAGAAGUAGGAGGAAAUGUUUACCAUCUCGUAAACAAAUUCAACUUCACUGUAAAACUUUAACUGCAGUUUUUUUUACACUUGAACCUUGUCUCAGGUUCUUCAUAUCUACACACACUCAGACUCUGUGUUCAGCUGCAGCACAUUGAUAAUGCGACAUUCAUGUUCCUGAUGGUUUCUUUGUGUUCGUUGCAGGAGGUGAACCGGGAGCUGACCAGUCAGCAGGAGGCCUCAGCAGAGCUGCAGCAGCAGCCGGCGGCCGAGAUGUUUGAUUUCAAGAUUAAAUUUGCAGAGACGAAGGCGUACGCCAAGGUCAGGAACGAGAACGGCUCUUUGGAUAAUGAGAGUUUCCCUGAAGUGUGAUAACGCUGAUGUGAUUCAGUAUCUGCCUGAACGACCUUUGAAACUCUUGUUCAGAUUCAGAGGUCGUUCAGUUAAAGCUUCAAAGAUUAAACUUUGCACUUAGUUUGAUUUAAAGUCAGGAUCUGUGUUUUUUAUGUACCCAGGCCAUCGAGAUGGAGCUGAGGAAGAUGGAGGUGAAUCAGGCCAACAGGCACGUCUCUCUCCUGACCUCCUUCAUGCCAGAGUCGUUCCUCCGUCACGGCGGGGAUCACGACUGCAUCCUGGUGCUGCUGCUCAUCCCCAGACUCAUCUGCAAGGUGACCGCUCUCUCUCUCUCUCUCUCCUGCAGGAUGGAAAAAAGACUAAAAUGUGUUUCUUUAUAUAAGCGCAGCGUUCGUAAGUGUAUGUUUGUGUUUGUCUGCAGGCCGAGCUGAUCAGCAAACAGGCUCAGGAGAAGUUCGACCUGAAUGAGACCUGUGUGGAGCGAGCCGGGCUGAGGGGAGCCGUCGGGGAGCAGCUGAGCUUCGCAGGCGGUUUGGUUUACUCUCUCAGUCUGCUGCAGGCCACGCUGCACAAAUACGAGCAGUAAGUUUCAUCACAGGCUCAAGAAAAAAAAGAGAGUAAAUCUUAAAGUUUGGGGAUUUUUACUUUUGCAUUUGAUCAGAAUCUGUAAAACCAUAUUCAGAUGAUUUUUGGCUCACACAUCACCUCUUUAAUUCGUCAUUUGUACUCUAAUUUUCAUGGUUGUUUUGCUGUUUUUAGUUUGAAACCAGAGAAAAAUGAAAAAUAUACAUGAAAUUAACUGAAAAAGACAUUUUAAUUUACAAAGAAUUAAGCUUGAAAAUCCUCUUCGUAAACAAACAAAACCUCGCUGGUUAUUUCCCAGAGUGACGCCUACAGGAUUUAUGAGAUUUUCACGCCUCAUUUCUUUAAUACUCUUAUAUUUUUGUAACUGUGUGACUGAAUCAGUUUAAAGGGAGCACAGAAAGGCAUAAAUGACUCUUGUGUGUUUGUGUGUUUGUGUCAGAGCUCUAACUCAGUGCAGUGUGGAGGUCUACAAGAAGAUCGGCGCCCUCUACCCGGAGAUGAGCGUCCACGAGCGAUCUCUGGAUUUCCUCAUCGACCUGCUGCACAAGGAUCAGCUGGACGAGACGGUUAACGUGGAGCCGCUCACCAAGGCCAUCAAAUAUUAUCAGGUAACGGAAAAUAAGAUUCAUGAUCUUCAUUUUAAACCGUAACGACCAUCAUAUCAGACUCAAAUAGGACCUCAACUUUUUGUUUGUUGGCUUGUUUUAUUCAUUCAUUUAUUUAAUUUUUUUCUUUUUUUAAUCAUUUAUUUAUGAACACUAUGAACAUAAUUGUUAUUAAUUGUUAAACAAUCCUGAUAUGGGAUGAAGUGAGGGUCAGGUGGGUUGUUGUGGGAUAAGAGUAGGGAAACUCUAAAUACUGUAGCUUACCUAAAGUAGUAGUUGUUUAAUGUUGGAGUAUAAUUCUCCCUGUGUCGUGUGCUGCAAAAAAAAUUAUGUUAAUGUGUCAAAACUCAAUAAAAAUUGUUAAACUAAAAAAAAAAAAGUAUCUCAAUACAAUGUCGAGCUUUUGAAGGAAAGAUUGAUGCAUGUAGGGAAGUUUGAUCUGCAUCCUUGAGGAUUUCUGGCUCGGCCAAAAGCUAAAUUUUUUAAGGUUUGUCUGCACAGACUUGUUUGGACGUCUCAGUGUCACAUCCACGUUUUUACGCCACGUCACUGCAGUGUGUGAAUCCCUACUUAUCUUCACAUUGCCUCUCUCCUCAGCACCUGUACAGUAUCCACCUGGCAGAGCAGAAUGAGGACUGCACCAUGCAGCUGGCCGAUCAUAUCAGAGUAAGUCCUGAGGUUUAUAACAGUCUAUGAGGAGCACACUCACUCUUGUGAUGGACUUUAGUGUACAUCUAUACCACAGUUAAUCCUCACCUCUUGUUCGUCCUCCUGCAGUUUACCCAGAGUGCCUUGGACUGCAUGGCGGUGGAGGUGGGUCGUCUGAGGGCCUUCCUCCACGCCGGUCAGGAGAAAGCCGACCUGGCCGUGCUGCUGAAGGACCUGGAGACGUCCUGCAGCGAUAUUCGCCAGUUCUGCAAGAAGAUCCGACGCAGGAUGCCGGGAACCGACGCGCCCGGUAUCCCAGCGGCGCUCAGCUAUGGACCACAGGUAACGAAACGAUCAGCUGUUUGUGCCUCGUAAAACUCAUCUCCUACGAACAUACAGAAAUCUAUAUAUUUGUGGUGUUUAUUUCGCACCUGCAGGUGUCGGACACGCUCUCAGACUGCAGGAAACACCUGACCUGGGUGGUGGCGGUCCUGCAGGAGGUUGCUGCAGCUGGAGCUCAGAUGAUGUCUCCUCUGGGCGAACAGGAGGGGCUUGCUGCCGUCAAACUGGAGGAUGUGGCGUUUAAAGCAGGAGAGCAGGUACACGAGAUUAAACUUCAGCGAACUUAUUUUGAUGAUCAGUCCCAGUCAGACCUGGUUCUUGGCGAGUCUGCUCCAGUGUUUCACUCUCUCUGUCGUUCUCAGAUUUAUGGAUCCCAGGGAGCGAACCCCUACGAGUAUCUGCGCCAGUCCUGCAGCACCGUCAUUGCGACCAUGAACAAGAUGGCCACAGCCAUGCAGGAGGGAGAAUACGACUCUGAGAAGCCUCAGAAUAAGGUCAGCCAGAGUCACGGACCUCUCUGAUCACUUUGAUGUAGUUUCUCUUUGGACUUUUUCUGAACAUUUCACUGUCGUCUUCAAUCCAGAAUCCUCCCCCCGUGGACGCUCGCUCUGCGGCUCUUCGUGCUGAGAUCACAGACGCCGAAGGUCUGGGUUUGAAGCUGGAGGACAGAGAGACGGUCAUCAAAGAGCUGAAGAAGUCUCUGAAGAUCAAGGUGAGGGAACACUCCGACCUGCUCAAAGCUCAAGUGAAGAGGAGCAAAUAAAUGGAACCUUCUGUGACUGUUUUCAUGUAUAAAUCCAGGAAACAGCUGAGACGUGAUGGUUUGUGUUUGUGUGUUUUCAGGGAGAGGAGCUGAGCGAGGCCAACGUCCGUCUCAGCCUCCUGGAGAAGAAGCUGGACAGUUCCUCCAAAGACGCAGACGAGCGCGUGGAGAAGAUUCAGACCCGGCUGGACGAGGCGCAGACACUCCUGAAGAAGAAGGAAAAGUAGGACUGAAGUUCAGCUCCGUCUGAUCAGGUUUUAGAGUCAGAGACAGGAGUCUGAUGUUGUCUUCUUCUCCGCAGGGAGUUCGAGGAGACGAUGGACGCCCUGCAGGCCGAUAUCGACCAGCUGGAGUCUGAGAAGGCGGAGCUGAAGCAGAGGAUCAACAGCUCCUCCAAGAUGACCAUGGACGGGCUGAGAGGACCGGGACAGUCAGGAAUCGCCUCCAUCGUGACGGGAAUGUCUGGAGGUGAGAAGAGGCAGAAAAACAUCAUCAGUUUAACUUUAUCUCUGAAGAAGCUGCAAAACUACAUCUAUCUGCUCUAUUUCUACACUCUUCAAUAACGUUUCUAUUUAAUCUUCCACUUCUGCAGAGGAACAAAAAGGUAUCUCUCUCUCUCUGUUUGUAUUGUUGAUCCUGCAUGUUCACUCUUUCUUUAGCCGAAACUAACCUAAAAAAAACCCUAAACUUUUUAAACAGAGCAUGAUUUCAUAAAAGUUUAACACCAUGAUGCAUGAUCUGCUGCCUGGGUUUGAAACUCAUGCUCCCUUAAACUUCCUCCUUCCUUUGCACGACCAUGUAGGGCUGGGCGAUAUUUCCUCAAAUCAAUAUCAUGAUAUAUUGAUCAGUUCACCUCGAUAAUGAUAAAUGGACGAUAACUACUCCACAAGCUGCUCACCCCCUCCCACAUUAACUUCAUCUACUUCAGCCACUACAACCUUUGAACCGUCCUCCUCGUCACGUCUCUGACGUAGGACAGCGUCUUAAAGGGACACGAGACCACAGCCUACCUACACACAUCCAAAAACAACUUUUAUUUGUUUAAUUUUUUGACACCAAAUAUACAGAUAUUGGCAAAAUGAUGUUGGUUAUUGUCAUAAAUUUCGGUAUAUGUAAAUUUUCGUCUUAUCGACCAGCCCUACAUCCUUGUUUGUUGAAGAGAAGUGCAAAAUAAUAUAUAAGAUUUAUUUAUUUUGGACAUGUCUUCUAUCCUACAUCUCCAAUAUUAUGAAACUGAGUAUGAGUUUUGAUUUAUUUGGCACAUCCUACAGAAACCUCAUCCUCAUCCUCAUGCACGGUCCAGUUUGGCAUGUAGCUGCAGUUUUAACGUUGACAUCUUACAAAUCAACAUUAGGUGUGAAAGUAUCAUGAAUGAAUGAAAUAAAUUUUGGUUAGACAUUACAUUAUCAUGACAAAGCAUUACAAUUUGUGUGAAUCUAAAACGACCAACGACCACGGUAACCCACUUUAUUUAUUAUUCUGCUCAUCUCCCCAAGUCUCUACACAGUUUGACAUAUAUUGUAUAAUAAGUCAACAGUGUAAUAUAUACAACAUAUAACAUUUCUUAUUUAACAUAUCUCUUGUUUUGUAAAGAAUAGCAAUAGAUUUUGAUAGUUUACGUUUGAUAUCUUCUAUAUGUGGCUUCCAACAGAGUUUAUGAUCUAUAAUGACUCAGAAUAAUUUUGUUUCAUACACUCUUUCAAUUUCUACUCCAUUUAAAAUCAGUUUUAUUUCUCAAUCUACCCAGACACCACCAUAAAGAACUGGACAUGAAUCUCAAUUCGAACUAGAACUAGGAAGAAAACCCAGAACCAGCCAUGUGUGUGUUUAACACGGUCUCUCAUUCUCACUUUCUCAGCCGCCAUGAUGUCCGGCGUCGGCCCAGGCUCGGGCGUCCAGGUGAUCGACUCUCCUCUGCUGACUCAGCAGAUCGAAGCUCAGAGACUCUGCAUCAAAAACCUGAAGAACGAGAACAACCGACUAAAGGUAGACAUGGGAAAAGACAAGAAAAAGAGUGAUUUCUUUGUUUAGUGAUCAAAGUGAUCAAUCAGUCGGUCAACGAAACGUCAAAACUACGAAAUAGCCCUUUAGAUUUCUUAGAUUUCUACCAGUCUGGUUUUUAUAUUCUUCUUGUGUCGUACACUGUUCUUUCCGGUUUAAGACUAAAAUCACGUUUUUCCUCCUUUCAGGCGGAAAAGAUGCGCGCUCAGCUCGCCGCUCUCCCUCCUCUCCACGUGACCAAACUCCCCUCCAAAGACGGCCGUCCUGAAGUGCUCUCCAGCGCCCUCUACCGCAAAACCGACCAGCUCCUGGAGACUCUGCUGCAGAUGAGCGCCAACGCCAAGGUGGUGGAUAUCUCGGGGAAAUCUCCAGGUGAGUGUGAGAGCAGGACGGAGUCAGUUCUACUUAUUUACGGUUCAAGUAAGAACACGGUUAACUUAAUUUUUAUUUUCUUAUUUAGUGUUCAAGUAAAUAAGUAAAUAAAAGUGAAGUUAACCGCGCCGUCUGAGUGUGAAAUGGCCCAGAAAGAGAGAGACUUACUUCCUGUUUGUCCUGCAGUGACCCCCGGCGCUCAGCUCCUGGAACAGACAGCCAGAUUACAGUCCCUCAGUGACACUCUGGGCAGAUUGAAGGUACACAAACAUCUUUGUUAAGAUUUGAUUUCGAGCCUAAAAGUGGUUCAAACUCCUUGGUGAAGGAUAGUUUAGUAAAAACUCGCCUUUCUCUUCCAUCUCUCUGUCAGGAUGAAGUAGCAGAACAUGUCGUCAACCACCAACCUGGAGCUCGAGUGUCGUCUGAUUUCGCAACAUUUCCAUCAGCCUCAUUCGUAAAGGUGAGAGCGUCUCUUCUUUGGAGGGAUUCUAGUAUGAGACUGUCGGCUGUUCAGAACACUUACAGUGUUCUUAGUGGUCUUUAAAUUGUGAUUAUGAAGUUUUUAGCCAUAAUCUCAUUACCUGUGUCAUUUUCAAGAACUUUUCUUCUGCAGAGCUCCAGUAGCUCAUUAGCAAUUCACCUCUGAGUCGUGGGCGGAGACAGUGCUGCUCUGCACACUCGUCUUUAGCUUACAGCCUAACCUUACAGUAGAAGAAGCAGGUAACAUAAGGAGAUAUUCAGCACUCGGAGACUAAAGUCUUCAAGGACAUGAUGAAAGUUAAUAUCAUGAUUAGCUUUCUUACGAGCAUUGCAGUCCGCUAACACACGCUUGUUCCAUGAUCAUCCUCUUUUACUUUUCUGAGUCUGGCUUGUAUAGCGGGGCCCCAGGGGCGGAGUUUGGAUUUGUGACAUAGGAAAUCUCACUGUGUUUGAAUCUGCUGUUUGGGUCUGCCAGAGAUUCACAGCCAUUUGAAUGAAGAAAAACUCUUUUCUUAUGAUUUGUCCUGUAGCAUCAGAGAAAUGAACAUAUAGACAACAAGAAAAACUUGAUUUUCAUUAGAGUGGGUCUUUAACUGCAUGUCCCAUGAGAAUUACUUUCAAACUGUUUUGUUUUUGUCUUUAGGCGAAGGAGGAGAAGCAGGGCGACAGCGUGCUGGUGGGCCGGGUGAUGGUGCCGUGUACCCGCGGUCAGGAGCAGGUCCACCGCCUCGUCCUGUCGCAGACUCAGCUGCAGAGAGUCCACAGUCUGCUGAGAACCUAAUGAACACCUGACCUCCUCCCUGCUGCACCACCUCCACCCUCCAUCAUCUUCAUCUUCAUCAUCAGUUUAGCAGUGAGGUUUCCACUUCAGGGCCAAACAUGACACACCUCGAGGUAUUUCAGUCUGAGGACAAGUCUGGCUUUUCUCAGCUGGUUACAGUCGCAGUUUGAACGAAAAUAAAGACCAGUAAAGUUGAUAUUAACUCCAUCCUCAGUCUCAGAAUUAAAGUAUAUAUCUGUCACAGCACUGCUGCAUGCUGCACAGACUCUUUAUAUUUCCUUUAAUCGCACAAAGUCUUUGUAAACGUGGUCUUUGGCUCUGGUGUGGAAUCUGCACAGCGUGGUUUAUACUCAGCCACAUCAUGGUGGGAUGUUUCUCUCUGUGUUUCUGUUUCACUGUUGGCUCUAAUGUUAACGCUGCACAGGUUCAUGACCGUGUUCAUCAGGUGUCACUGUGUGUGUCUGCUACAACUAAAACCGUCUUAAGGGAAAAAAUAAAAGCGUUAUCUGUACGGGGUUUUCUGUUCUUUUACUGUGGUUUGAUCAGAGAGGGGUUUUGGCAAAUUUUAGGUCCGGAGAGAGGUUAUUACUUUUGAGUGUUACUCCAUUUUUUAGAAAAUGAGAAUUGGAAGACUGUAGUUGGUGGAAACACAUCAAACAUGAAAAAAAAGAGCUCUUUAGUCUCGUUUAUUGAAAAGCAACAAAAGACGGUUUCGAUAUGAAGUUAUUUCCACUUCCUUUUUGUUUAAUACUCACUUUUACUUUUGCUUGGUAUAACUAACACACCCACAGGUUUAGUUUAGAAACUAACAAACAAACCCAGAGCGGAUUCGUUCGGCUGGUUUUCCGGUGUUUUUGUCCGAGCCUUAAACCUUCAGAGAGCCUUGAGGUAAAGAUCGAUCACCUGCCUUAUUUUGAUUUUAGACCAAACCUCCUUUAAAGCGAAAACCUCUUUGCCAAAGACUCUUUGUUUCUCUUUGCCAUGAGCUAAACUAAAAUAAAACACUCUCAGUUCAUUAUUAGGAUGGGUUUAUUAGACUGUUUUAUGUUUGCACACUUGUGUCCUAACUUGAAGUUUGAUUUGAAGGGUGAGUUAGUUAAUAAAUGGGUAUAAAGCUUCGACUUCUGUGUAGCUGAAUGCAGACAUUUCCUAUUUAUUCACCUGGUUUAUUAUUUAAGUGUUUCUGAACUGACUCUGCAGCUUAUCUAACUUUUGUCUUACCUUCGUUUUUGUGUGGCUUCCUGCUCUCGCACAAACGGUAAAUGAUCAAUAAAGACAUUUCAGCCAGUGUACUUUUGUCUGCCUUCACUGUGUCCAAUAAUAAAAUAUGAUACUUAGCGAAAAGAAGGUUAAAAAUCUGAUUUAUUUUGACAUUAAAAAAAACAACUAUGAAGCUGUUAAAACAUGACAAACGUCUGUGAGUAGAAAAGAACUGUUCAAACUUUUUAACAUUAUCAUGUAAAAUUUGAUUGCAAAUAAAUAAUACAAAGAUGAUUUGAAGUUCAGGUAGUUUUGUUCUAAAAGUUAUUAAAUUUAUAAAACUGU
Xyrichtys novacula (pearly razorfish) is the source of this 40522-nucleotide messenger RNA. Lineage: Eukaryota; Metazoa; Chordata; Actinopteri; Labriformes; Labridae. The record is from the annotation of a GenBank genome assembly.